Chara braunii is the source of this 575-nucleotide messenger RNA. NCBI's taxonomy places the organism in Eukaryota, Viridiplantae, Streptophyta, Charophyceae, Charales, Characeae. The record is from the annotation of a GenBank genome assembly.
CGCGCAGGUUUUUUAUUAUUAUUAUUAUUUUUAUUUUUUUGGGGAGUUGGGAUGGGGUGGGGCGUAUGACAGGAAGCUGGGGAUAUGGCGAGUAGAGGGGGAUAUGGAGAGGAGGAGGAUGUGGACGAGGAGGACGGCGAGAAUAGCGAGGACGACGACGAGGAGGAGGAGCAGAUAUGGGGGAGGAGAAGAGAUGGACGGAGGGAAAGAGGAAGGGCGGGAGGAGGACGAGUGGGAGGAGGAGGAGACAUGGACGGAGAGGAAGAGGAGGACAUAAGGAAGGUAAGGAGACGAGGAGGCAUGGAAGAUGGCGAAGUACGAGGAGGACGAGGAGACAAGGAGGAUGAGGAAGGGCAGGAGGAGGACGAACAGGAGGAGGAGACAUGGAGGGCAGGAGGAGGAGACAUGGAGGGCAGGAGGAGGACGAAAAGGAGGAAACGAAAAGGAGAAGGGAGGAGGAGACAUGGAGGAGGAGGAAGGGGAGGAGGAGCAAGGUGAGGCAGCACUCCUGCAAUUUUUUUUUUUUCAUCCCGCUUAUAAUUUUGGCGGGGGGUCUCGAACGCACCGUUUCGAAC